AGUUUGAAGUAAAACAUGAAUUUGAGGAAUCCUUUAGAAAGCACCAGGAACAGGGAUGGAUUCAUUAAGAUUAGUGAUGGGAGAAUUUGAAGCGAAUUUCCACAUUUCUCCGCCGGUGAAUAAAUUUAAAAAACUGUACAGUCUCAGUGUCAAAAAUAAUUUGUCCGCACAUUAGAAUAGUCCCGCACAUAAAAAUUGCCGCGCGUCAAAAUUAUUCAGACGCCCAUUGACUUUAAUGUAUUUGGACAAAAUAGGCACGCAAAUAAAAAUUGUCGCACGAGUCAAAAUUGACGUCUAAAUAAUUUAAGUCGUUUUGUAAAUUUUUGGCGGUUUCAUGAUUUUCAAGGUAAAUUUGCGGAUUUUCCGUUGAAACAGGGCAAAUUAAAAUGGAAGUCAUAAAGCGGUACAUCAUUCGUCAAAUGCAAAUACAGGUUGGUCAUGUUAUUCAAUGGAAAUAUGGAGAAAUCAUAGAAAAAUGUUACAUCUGAAAGACUGCAAAGGGUGAUGAGUUUAACAUCAAAACCAGCACUUUAGGCUGCUAAAUAAAUAGACACGACUUGGAACAUGGUUUAGUGACUAUUCAGUUGUAUGAUUUAAGGCAAAGAGGAGAGAGGAAGGAAUGUCAGCGCAAGCAGCAGCACAGCAAAUGAACUCAGACAGUGGACUUUAUAGAAGUCACUUUGGGUGUUCCUUUCCAACACACCCUUUGCUAGCAAUGUUUUAGGAACCAGCAAAUCUCCUGCAUCAAACAUUUUAAGCUCUCUCUUCUGGAUCCACGAUGCAGCAGGAUCUUACGAUCUGAAAAACGGUGCAUUUCCAACAUGUAGAUGAGGGUGGGGGUGGAGGAAUACAAUAUGCAGGCUAAGCACUGGGGAGGAGUGGUUAAAGAUGAGUAAAACUUGGUACCCGCUCUGCUCUGAUCCACAAUCCACAUCAGCACUGGGCGAGCGUUCAGCACCCUGGAUAGCAGCCGCGUUUAGAAGCCGGCGCCGCUCAUCAGCACAUUGAAAGCGCCGCACUUUGGAUACUGGAACCGGCAUGAAGCAAAAGCAGAAAAGAAAGGCGAUCGUUUCGCCCCCUCCAGCGCAGAGACAGCGGCACAUUUCCUUGGGAAUUUUUUAGGAGGUACACCAAUGAUGGUGAAGAGAUUCACUAACCAGAGAGAUGAUUUGAUUGCGUCAUGAUUACUUGGGGAAGGCCUGCUAUGGUUUCCACUUUGUUUAUUACUUACAUUGUGUGGGAGAAUUGGAGAAUUGUCUCGCCUGUCGCACCGCAUCACUGACAGUACCCUCCAGCCACGUCAGCCACAGCAGCUGGAGAAGCUUCGCUAAAGGACAUCCCGGGACGGCAGCCCAUGUUGCGCUGGAAAGUUUCAGUUGGUCGGUGUGUGGAGCGCAUGUGAAGGAUAUCAGCCAGCUGAGCAGGAGGGAGACUUCUCAUGUUUCCCGGCGACACUUGCCCUCUGUGCCUGCAGCUUUGCCUGUGCGGGAUGCCCAGAAUGCGGGGGAAGCUGGGAGGACAGUUAUUAGUGCUGAUCUCUCUCCCUAUCUUAAUAUCAAUGGUGUCUUGUGCCCAAAGCGUCAAUGAUCCUGGUAACAUGUCCUUUGUGAAAGAAACAGUGGAUAAGUUGUUGAAAGGUUAUGAUAUUCGCCUAAGACCAGAUUUUGGAGGUUCUCCAGUUGCUGUUGGAAUGAAUAUAGAUAUUGCUAGCAUUGACAUGGUUUCUGAAGUUAACAUGGAUUACACCCUGACAAUGUACUUUCAACAGUACUGGAGAGACAAGAGGCUGGCUUAUACUGGCAUCCCACUCAACCUCACUCUUGACAACCGUGUGGCUGAUCAACUGUGGGUUCCUGACACUUAUUUUCUUAAUGACAAAAAGUCUUUUGUACAUGGAGUUACAGUGAAGAAUCGUAUGAUACGCCUUCAUCCAGAUGGGACAGUUUUAUAUGGUCUGAGAAUAACAACAACAGCUGCGUGCAUGAUGGACUUAAGGAGGUACCCACUGGAUGAGCAGAAUUGCACUCUUGAGAUAGAAAGCUAUGGUUACACAACAGACGACAUUGGAUUCUACUGGCUAGGAGGGGAGAAUGCUGUCACUGGUGUAGAAAGGAUUGAACUUCCACAGUUUUCUAUAAUGGAUCAUAGGCUGGUAUCAAAGAAUGUUGUGUUUGCAACAGGCUCAUAUCCCAGACUUUCACUAAGCUUUAAGUUGAAACGGAACAUUGGAUACUUCAUUCUUCAAACGUACAUGCCAUCCAUACUGAUUACAAUUUUAUCCUGGGUAUCUUUUUGGAUUAAUUAUGAUGCAUCAGCAGCACGUGUUGCCCUAGGAAUUACGACGGUGCUGACGAUGACAACUAUCAACACACAUCUCCGAGAGACAUUGCCAAAAAUCCCCUAUGUUAAAGCCAUUGAUUUGUAUUUGAUGGGAUGUUUUGUAUUUGUAUUCCUGGCCUUACUGGAAUAUGCCUUUGUAAACUACAUCUUCUUUGGAAGAGGUCCCCAAAUGCAAAAGAAGCUUGCAGAAAAGACCGCAAAAUCCAACAAGGAUCGCUCCAAAUUUGAAAGCAAUAGGGUGGAUGCCCAUGGAAAUAUAUUACUUACAACGCUUGAAAUCCACAAUGAAGUAACCGGCAAUGAAAUAACCACAAGCGUAAGUGAUGCAAGAAACUCAACAACAUCCUUUGAUAACUCAGGAAUCCAGUACAGAAAACAGAGUACAGCUCGGGAUAGUCUUGGGCGGCGUACCACAGAGAGAAACAAUCCUCAUAAGAAAAGCCAUUUGCGGAGACGGUCUUCCCAGCUAAAAAUUAAGAUACCUGAUUUAACGGACGUGAAUGCCAUUGAUAGGUGGUCAAGAUUAGUCUUCCCUAUAACAUUUUCUCUCUUCAAUUUAAUCUACUGGUUAUAUUAUAUUAACUGACAAACUAUGCUUAUGGAAACUCAAGAGUCAAAGAACAAAUAGGGUUUUUGAUUGUAUGCAAUUAAGAAACAUUUUUUUAUGCAUACUUGGUCCUGAUAUGAAUGUAUGUGCACUAGCCGUGCUCACUCAUUCAUAUAAGCAUGUAUAUUCUAUGACUGUGGACAAUUUUUCAAGAAACCACAAGAAUUAUUUUUAAGCUUUGGACAAUGAAGCUCUUUUUAGAAAGAACUACAAUGCCUUUCAAUCUUCUGAAUACUGCUUGUGAUAUACAUAUAACAAGUUCUGGUUUCAAAAACUGGAUGACCGCCAUCAUCUCAUUGUUUACUUUGAACAUUAGAAGCUACCACUAGGAUAGCUAGUGUCCUGUUACCAGUGCAUAAUAGCAACUGUAAUAUUCUUAUUUAGAGUAUAUAUAUACUCUUUCUAGCUCCUUCUGUCAUCCAGUGUAUUCCUUAAAGCCUGUAAUAAGUUAUUAUACAAGUUCGGUACUGUCUUUUACACAUACUAUAUAGUUCUGUUAUGGCACAAAAUGCAUUAUUUUAACAGUGUUCAGGGAUCCAUCUAAAAAGCACUGAAUCUUUACAAACUGAUGGAUUCCACUUUUUAUGUCCUACAAAUAUUGUACAGUAUAUUUUUUCACUUAACGCCAGUUAUAGAUAACUUGUGAAAAUAACCACCCUUCCCCAUUUUGAAUGCACUGAGUAUUUAAGGAUGCCAGUGUAAUCUGGCUAUACAUGCCUAAACUAUUAAAAUGAUGCUAAAUGGGACCUUUCACCUAUUGGUUAAGUCACUCUGGGUCAUUUAUCAACACUGGGCAAAUUUGCCCAUGGGCAGUUACCCAUGGCAACC
Molecule: messenger RNA, 3775 nt
Organism: Xenopus laevis (African clawed frog)
Lineage: Eukaryota; Metazoa; Chordata; Amphibia; Anura; Pipidae
Gene: gabrb3.L
Product: gamma-aminobutyric acid receptor subunit beta-3
Exons: 9
Coding region: 1439-2926 (495 amino acids)
Source: RefSeq, a predicted model, not a curated record